Drosophila erecta is the source of this 671-nucleotide messenger RNA. RefSeq lists its product as uncharacterized. Bases 110 to 589 code for a protein of 159 amino acids. NCBI's taxonomy places the organism in Eukaryota, Metazoa, Arthropoda, Insecta, Diptera, Drosophilidae. The transcript has a single exon. The record is from RefSeq and is a predicted model, not a curated record.
GUAUAAAUACCUGGUUGCGCAGCAGCAGGAGCACAGUCGAGCCUUAACAGCCGUCGUGAAAACACCUCUAUAACAGCACCACUAAAACCCAGAUCUUAAAACACCAAUCAUGGCACCUUCGAACAUGGAUUACCACAACGAGUCGGAAGUCGGAGAGAACUAUACCCACAAGAAGUUCAAAAUCGUGGGAUACACGCACAAAAAGUUUGGCAAAAAGAGCGCCAAGGAUAUUGCCCCCUCUGCCAGUGCCACGCCCCUUUUCCGGCCAUACGCCCUCAGCGAAAAUACACCACGAAAGCGUCGCCAGGAGACGGAGCGGGAGGUCCAGCAGCUGCAGCAAAAACCUGUGCACCAUCACUCACUGCCCCCCACACCACCCACCACGCCACCCCAGCACCAGCAACAUCCGCUUCCGGCCACCCACGUUUCGGUCACCCAUUCGCCGGUCUUCAACCACCAGGCAUACGCCUACAUGCUACAAAAGCAGCGCGCCGUGCUCCAGAUGCGCCAACUGCUCAACAUCAAUCCGGAUGCCAACACCUGGCCACUGGAAUGGCGCCAGGCCCUCCAGGCUCUGCUGCAGCAAUGAGCUUGACACGCACGUAAAGACAUUCAAAACGGAGUGAUUUGCCUAGCAACCAGUGAUAUAGACCUUUAAGUGACCGAGGACA